UUUCUGUGUUAACUCUCAAACAUCGAACUUUAAUUUGUUAUAGUCAUUAAUGGAUUCUCUCUAGUCGGGGAGAUCAAAUAUAAAGAAGUCAGUCUCAGAAACCUCAAAAUGAGCUUUAUUUCAAGAUUCGGGAACCGUUUCUCCAAUGGGUUCUGCAGAAACCCAAAUUUUCUUGUCCCUUUAUCGUGGAAAUUAAUCAACUCGAACGGUGUAUCCCGGACAUUUAGUCUUCCUGCAAGGAAAGAGGAGGAGGAAGACGAGAUAGAGAUUGAUCAGAGGAGACUUCCUGCAGAUUACGACCCAUCAAAUUUCGAUCCCACAGAGCAUCGGAGCCCUCCAACCGAUCGGGUUUUCAGGUUGGUAGAUGAAAUUGCAGGGUUGACAUUAGUUGAAGUGGCUGAGCUGUCAUCGAUUCUGAUGAGGAAAUUAGGUAUGAAGGAAACACCAGUUGUGGGGGUCAUGAAACCAGGAGCUGCUGGAUUGGCCGGAAUAGCGUCGAUGAAAGCAACGUCGGCGGCAAAAGACGAGAAGAAGCCAGAGAAGACUGUGUUUGAGUUGAAGUUGGAGUCCUAUGAGGCUGCGGCGAAGAUUAAAAUCAUCAAGGAGGUCAGGAGUUUCACCGAUUUGGGUCUCAAGGAAGCAAAGGAUUUGGUGGAGAAGACGCCGGCGGUGUUCAAAAAAGGUGUGUCGAAGGAGGAAGGGGAGCAGAUUAUUGAAAAGAUGAAGGCUCUCGGGGCUAAAGUAGUCAUGGAGUAAAUCAGGUUACUCAUCCGUGAUUUUUGAAUGUUCUUCCCAAUUUAAAGCUUUUGUUUCAAAUUGAAAACGAGCACUGAGAGUUGCGAUUUUAUGCUCUGUUCUUUUGAAUUGGAUUAACUUUACUGUAGUUGAGGAUGAUGAAAAUAAUAUAUUUAAGCUUAACUCAUAUGUUUCA
Telopea speciosissima is the source of this 931-nucleotide messenger RNA. RefSeq names its product 50S ribosomal protein L7/L12. The transcript has a single exon. Gene Ontology annotation, biological process: translation. Gene Ontology annotation, molecular function: structural constituent of ribosome. Gene Ontology annotation, cellular component: ribosome. NCBI's taxonomy places the organism in Eukaryota, Viridiplantae, Streptophyta, Magnoliopsida, Proteales, Proteaceae. The coding region runs from base 109 to 756 and encodes 215 amino acids. The record is from RefSeq and is a predicted model, not a curated record.